AUGGGUCACAACCGUGCAACAUGCGACAGUCCGUUAGGCAGCGUGGCCGAAGGACCGUGUCAUCGGGCGGGUAUCAAAGGCCCGCUUUCACAGGGCAGCUUCAUGGCCUGUUUCGAUCCACAUCAACUGGCAAGCACUCUUCAAGCCAUGAGUGAACCUAUGGCCAUGCCUCAUGCCACCAAAGGUGAAUUCACGGCACGUGCACGUUCGUUUACGUCAGACCCCCAAGUCGCGUGCGGAUAUAUGGGCUCCGAGGGUCUACUUGCCGGCUUCUACCCGAAGACGCCUCCUAACAGCCCCCGCACGGUUCCUUUGGAGCCUGUGCUAACUGAGCACAGGUCUAUGUGA
Messenger RNA from Aspergillus welwitschiae, 348 nucleotides. RefSeq lists its product as uncharacterized. Bases 1 to 348 code for a protein of 115 amino acids. The record is from RefSeq and is a predicted model, not a curated record. Lineage: Eukaryota; Fungi; Ascomycota; Eurotiomycetes; Eurotiales; Aspergillaceae. The transcript has 2 exons.